AUGUACUUACAAUGGGUUGAGAUUGAAGGCUUCAAAAGUUAUGGCGAAAGAACUAAAGUAGGCCCCAUGGAUAAGCGAUUUACAGCCAUUACUGGCUUGAACGGCACCGGGAAAAGUAAUAUCUUAGAUGCCGUCUGUUUUGUCUUGGGAAUUGAUUGUCCCCGUUUAUUACGUAGCACAAGCAUGAAAGAACUUAUCUUUAAGAGUGCUAAAUCGAGUCGGGGCGAGGCCCGAGUUACUUUGGUUUUUAACAACCAAGAUAAAACUCAAACUCCCGUAGGUUACGAAAUGCUGGAUACAAUUGCACUUACCCGCGUAAUUAGUGAAGAUGGCAAGACCAAGUACCUCCUCAAUGAUCAUAACGCUACGACCAAGAGUGUCAUGCGGUUGUUGCAAUGUGUUGGUCUAUCUUCAGCUAAAACUGCCCAUAAAGACGAUGGCACCAGAAAGUACGAACGGCCUGAGCCACCCUACUUUAUUGUUAUGCAAGGCCGCGUCGGUCGUAUUCUGGGCAUGAAAAGUUCCCAGUUCCUCAGUCUCUUAGAAGAGUGUGCGGGCACAAGUGUCUACCGGGCCGAGAAGAGUAAGGCCUAUGCCGUUCUGGAAAGAAAGGAGAAGAAGCUCUUGGAAACGCAAGAAACACUAUCUAAGACUAUCUUCCCCUUUCUAGAAAGAUUGCGCAAAGAGCGUGCCGAGUACUACGAGUCCCGCGAAGCCCAGAAGAAAAUGGGUGCACUCAAACAGUCCCUUGAAGAGCACCGGCGCACUAUUGAGUUCUUGAAGUACCAACAAAGAGUAGCAGAAGCCGAUGCCCUGGAGAAGAGUCUGUUUAGUUUGGAGGAGCAGAUUAAUGAAUUAGUUCUGGGACUAGCUGCCGCCCAAGAUACAAUUGAAGAUACGGAUAUUGUUAAUCUCCAGGAACGAAUUGAUGCUAAACAACGCGAACUCAGUCGGCACAUGAUCGAAGUCUUGCGUGAAGAGAAGACUAAGUUAGAUAAAGAAGUAGCUAGUACCUUAGCCACUCAAGAAGACCUUUUCCACCAGUACUUACAAUUACCUCUCCUGGUGCCACCACCGGCCCAGGCCUCAACUGAAGAGUUACUUAGUAGUAUUGAAAACAAUCUAGAAGGUCUCACUGAGAAGGAAAGAAUGCUUCGGAAAGAGUUAGGCACGCGUCGACUGCCUACUAUUGAAAGAGAGCGUGAAAAGGAGAGUAUUGCCUUGGAAAUGGACGGUCUCUACCGCGACAAUCAAGCCAGCAUAGCUAAGAUCGAAACCUUUGAGCUGCGGCACCAACUAACUCCUAUUAAAGCUGAGGAGUACGUCCGAGCCCAUAAGGAUAUUGAUGCCAGCCAAGUUAGUCAGAUCAAAAGAACCUUACAAAGUCUUUAUGCUUCCCUGGGCUAUCCUAUCAUGGAAGGUCUACAUGGCAAGAUUGCUGAACUUAUUUCAGUGCCUCGGGCCGAACACGUUGUCCCAAUUGGUGUUGUGCUAGGCGGUCGAAAAGACUUCCUGGUUGUGGACAAUGAACAUUUGGGUAAGCAAGUUAUUGAUUUGGUUUCUAAGCAGGGCCGUCGGGCGGAUGUCAUUCCUUUGUCGCGGAUUGUGCCUAAGACCCUUUCCACCCAGAAAGAAGAUGCGGCCCGGAAGUAUGGAGCUAUCCCUUUAGUUGAAGCAAUUGAGUACUCGCCGGCUAUUAAGAAAGCAGUACAGUACCUUUUUGGUGGGUAUAUUUUGGUUCCCGAUCGCAAAACGGCUAUUCAAAUAAGGGAUCGUGAAAGUCUUACUUGUGUUACUUUAGAUGGCGAAUUGUUUGACCGACGUGGGACUAUUACUGGAGGCAGUCUGGACAAGUCUAAGUUUGCUUUCUCUCAAUCCAAGCAAGAGAGUAUCAGAAGUCUGGAAAGCCAAUUGCAAAAGGCUAAUGCGGCCUUAGAAGUAUGUUCAUUGGAUCUACUCAUGCGGGCCAAAGAGUAUCUUGGUUGUUUAGAGGAAAAGAAGAAUCGCGAUAAGAAAAUUCAAAAGAAUGCCGCUCGUCUCCAGGCUUUAGCUUCAGAAGAAGACCCAAAUGAAGUUGUGUUGGAGCAAACCACCACUCAGCUCCGUACGCUCACCCAGCUGGCCCGACAGGCCACUACUCUGCAAGCUAGCUUAACCACUAAACAAGCUGCUAUUCAGUCACUAACCCAGGAAUUGGCUAAACACCAAGAAGAAUCAGCUAUUCUCCAAGCAGAAAUAGAUGCACUUGAAGCUCAAAAGAUAGAUGGUAUCAAAAAGAACGAAGUAAACCGAGCCCGACGGUCUAUUCAAAUCCGAGAAGAGAAACGUAUUUCCCAAACUCUAACGUCCUUGCGCAAAGAGAAGACUCGAUUGGAAGUUCAGCUCAGCAAAUUACAGCAACAAGCACCCACUACCCCACCUCGUCCACAUAAGCCAUUGCUCGCUCUGGAAUUAUCUGCCCUAACUACAGCUACCACCGAGCUAGAAGUUGAGUAUUCGCAUUGUCUCAAAGUCCCGCGCAAAGAGAUCAACCCAAAGAACAUCGAAAUGCUAGAAAAGAACGAAGAAAUGGAAAAGACUCUCAAAGAUAAGAUUGUUAAACUUCAAAAGAACAAAGAAACUAUCAAAAAAUCAAUUGACCGACUCAAUCUACUCGAAAAAGAAAGAAUUGAAGAGAUAUUCCAUUCGGUCAACCAACGCCUCGGCAAGUAUGUUAAGUACUUCAUUGAAUCGGGCGAUGCCCGCUUAGAAGCCGUUGAUGGAUCGCCUAUGAAUGGAGUAGAGUUGUUUGUUAAGAUGGGAACCUGGAAGAAAGGUCUGACUGAACUCAGUGGAGGCCAAAAAUCCAUCUGUGCCCUCAGUCUAAUCUUCUCUCUUCUUAAGUCCAAACCUUCCCCUCUGUACAUUCUUGAUGAAAUUGAUGCAGCUCUAGAUGCAAGCCAUACGGAAGCUAUGGGCCGCAUGAUCCAAAGCGAGUUCCAGGGCUCGCAGUUUCUGGUUGUCUCUUUGAAAGAUGGCAUGUACCACAACGCCAAUGCCCUCUUCCAAACCUAUAUCAGAGAAGGAAGUUCCGGUGUCCACCAAGUGUAA
Molecule: messenger RNA, 3090 nt
Organism: Nematocida homosporus
Lineage: Eukaryota; Fungi; Microsporidia
Product: structural maintenance of chromosome 2
Exons: 1
Coding region: 1-3090 (1029 amino acids)
Biological process (GO): chromosome organization
Cellular component (GO): chromosome
Molecular function (GO): ATP binding; ATP hydrolysis activity; protein binding
Source: RefSeq, a predicted model, not a curated record